AUGGGAGUUUCAACAACUCUUGAUGCUCCUAGAAGUAUACUACAGUCUAAUGCACUACACCAUUUGUGCCCUUGUAAGUUCGUUUUGGGAACCCCUCCAGAGAGAAUGGACGCUGUUGUUGAGGCUGUUCUUAUGAAGCAAUGUUCUGGAUUCGGUAUAAGCCACAAUGUGGCAAAUUUUUUGAGAAAUUAUUUUGUAAGCCAAGAUGGAACUAUAACAUCUUUCAUAAGAGCUUUAAAGGCCCUUGAUCCUGAAUCAUUCAAGUCAAGGGCUGCUGACAAUGGUGGGGGCGUAGAAAAUGACUCUGGAGUAUCUUCAAGUGAUUGUUACAAGCAUCAGCAAUAUCAUACUUCACGGAAUAGUGGUUUCAUUUGUCAGGCAGUGCGCAAGUUGAGGGAUCUUCCAGCAAUGCAGCUACAUAAGCUGCUGAAGAAUUGGGAAAAAUAUACAGUGAAUGUCCCUCAGAUUCAUGGCAAAGUGAAGAAGUUGCUAUCUGAAUGGAAAUCUGAGGAUGGCAAGAGUUUGGGGCAAGAUUUAAGCACCAUAUCCAAGAGACAUGCAUCUCGUAAACAUUUGAGAAUUGAAGACUCCAAAGCAGUAAAUGAGAGAGCUGCAAAGCUAUUAGAGAGCAUGGUUAGGUAUGCAUUGGCUCAAGAGCAUGGCGAUCUCAUUAAUCUUCACGACUGGUAUCAAUCUUUCAAAUCCGUAGCUCUUUGCUCGAGCAAUAAAAAGAAACAUAGGUCAAAGUAUUCCCCAUCACCGAAGAAAAGGAAAGCCACCACUGAAUCUGCGCAGCCAAGUGAAGCAUCAAUACAGUAUCCUAUCAUGAGCACGUUUUUGCAGGGCAGUAACAGAGCUCCAGAUUACAGGGCUGCUUCGGAUGCCUAG
This is a messenger RNA of Dovyalis caffra, 888 nucleotides long. NCBI's taxonomy places the organism in Eukaryota, Viridiplantae, Streptophyta, Magnoliopsida, Malpighiales, Salicaceae. The record is from the annotation of a GenBank genome assembly.